Molecule: messenger RNA, 3208 nt
Organism: Xylaria bambusicola
Lineage: Eukaryota; Fungi; Ascomycota; Sordariomycetes; Xylariales; Xylariaceae
Product: P-loop containing nucleoside triphosphate hydrolase protein
Exons: 3
Coding region: 318-2774 (818 amino acids)
Biological process (GO): mRNA splicing, via spliceosome
Cellular component (GO): cytosol; U2-type catalytic step 2 spliceosome; U4/U6 x U5 tri-snRNP complex
Molecular function (GO): GTP binding; GTPase activity; U5 snRNA binding
Source: RefSeq, a predicted model, not a curated record
GGACAGAGAACUUAUAAUUAAAAGCUAUGUUGAUUAAUAUGCUCCGCCGUAUGGGCUACCCACAUAAAGUAGUGUGUCUGUCCAAUGGCCUUCCUUAGAUAGGUAGCCUCGCGUGUCUACCUACCCUGUCUUUUAAGUAGAGGUAAGGUAACUUCAGGUAAGUACCCACAGCCACCGCGCCUUGCAUCACCGCGUCCAAGCAAUUCUCCAGCCUUGCUAUCGCCGCCUCGUCAUUUUUUUUUUGGACUGCGAGCUUCACAUGUUGUCGCAGUCGCCAACGACGCCAAUUCGAACAACCCCGAAGCAUUUCAGACGCCAUGGAUGACCUCUAUGAUGAGUUCGGCAAUUUCAUCGGGGAGGAUGCCGACGCAUCGGAGGAAGAGUCCCAGCAUGGCGUGGAUGCGGGCGCAUACCUCGACGACGAUGCAUAUCCCGAGGACGUGCCCGAGAGGACAGGCCAGGAAUUGAUGGAGCUGGACGACGAGGGUCCAUCCAAUGCAGUCGUCCUCCAUGAGGACAAGCAGUACUACCCCACCGCACAACAAGUCUACGGAGCCGAUGUCGAGACGCUUGUACAGGAGGAAGAUGCACAGCCCCUAACCCAGCCCAUCAUCGCUCCUGUCGAGGUCAAGAAGUUCUCCGUCGAGGAAGCCGACCUGCCGCCCGUACACUUCGAUCGCAACUUCAUGUCAGACCUCAUGAAUUUUCCCGAUCAGACACGGAACAUCGCGCUAGCUGGCCAUCUGCACCACGGUAAAACUGCCUUUAUGGACAUGCUGGUACUCGAGACCCACGAUAUCACCGAUAGAUUAGACAAGCGAAUGGGAAAGAAGAGAGACGUGCAAUUGCGAUAUACCGAUACACAUAUCAUGGAGAGGGACAGGGGCUUGUCCGUCAAGGCGGCGCCCAUGAGCCUUGUGCUGCAGAGCACCAAGGGCAAGUCACAUCUGUUGAACAUCAUCGACACUCCGGGGCAUGUGAACUUCGUCGACGAGGUAGCCGCGAGCUUGCGCCUAGUCGAUGGUCUUGCACUCGUUGUGGAUGUGGUUGAAGGUGUACAGGUCAACACUGAGCAGAUUAUCAAGCACGCCGUGCUCGAAGAUAUCCCCAUGACACUCAUAAUCAAUAAGAUGGAUCGUCUGGUAUUAGAACUAAGGCUUCCUCCCAGCGACGCCUAUUUCAAGUUAAAACACGUGGUCGAAGAAGUCAACACGAUUAUAGAGAAUACCCGGCCAGGCUCCGGCGAAACAAAGCGCUUAAGUCCUGAAAAAGGAAACGUCCUAUUCGCAUGUAGCGAAAUGGGAUGGUGUUUUACGCUCCAGUCCUUCUCUAAGAUGUAUGCCGAUAGCUUCCCCGGAGUAAAUACUGAGGAGCUGGCGAAGCGUCUCUGGGGUGACAUCUACUUUAACCCUAAGAAAAGGACUUUCAGUCGAAAACCCUUGCCUGGCGAGCAAAGCGCAAAAAGAUCAUUCAUUCAUUUCGUUCUCGAGCCCAUUUACAAAUUAUUUUCUCACACAAUUAGUCAAAGCGCUGAGGAGUUGGGCCCCAUUUUGUCAUCGCUGGGCAUACAGCUCAAGCCCUCCCAGUACAAGCUGGACGCCAAAAUGCUUCUCAAGCUUGUCUGCGAACAAUUCUUUGGUCCGUCAACCGGCUUUGUGGACAUGGUUGUCCAACAUAUCCCAUCGCCCGUGGAAGCAGCGGAGACUAAACUGGAACGAUACUAUACCGGCCCCUUAGACACCAAAGUUGCGGAAUCAAUGAAGAAUUGCGAUCAAGAUGGCCCAUUAAUAGUCCAUGUGACCAAACUCUUUAACACGGCUGACGCGAAAAGCUUCUACUCCUUCGGGCGCGUUAUGAGCGGUAUCGCGCGGCCCGGUAUGCAGAUACGUGUACUUGGAGAGGGAUACUCUAUCGAUGAUGAAGAAGAUAUGGCCAUGGCAACUAUAGGUAGCGUCUACAUUGCCGAGACGCGCUACAACGUCGAGACAGAUGGCAUACCCGCCGGCAGCCUGGUGUUGCUAAGUGGCAUCGAUAACUCCAUAGUCAAAUCAGCGACGCUUGUUCCACCCAAGCUCGAGGACGACGAAGAUGCGUACAUCUUCAAACCAGUUUCACAUUUCACAGAGUCUGUGUUCAAAGUGGCUGUUGAGCCCAUUAACCCGUCUGAACUGCCUAAAAUGUUGGACGGGCUUAGAAAAAUAAACAAGAGCUAUCCCUUAGUAACAACAAAAGUUGAGGAAUCAGGCGAACACAUAAUUCUCGGCACUGGCGAGCUAUAUAUGGACUGUGUUCUUCAUGACCUUCGAAAAUUAUACGCAGACAUGGAGAUCAAGGUUUCCGACCCUGUAACUCGUUUCUGCGAGACAGUCGAAGAAAUGUCGGCUACGAAGUGCUACGCUGAAACACCAAACAAGAGAAAUAAAAUCACCAUGAUUGCGGAACCGCUCGACAACGGUAUCGCCGAAGAUAUCGAGAGCGGUCGCGUGAACAUGCGGGAUGGUGCACGAAAGGUCGGCAAGUUCUUCCAGGAUCGGUACGACUGGGAUAUACUGGCUGCACGGAGCAUCUGGGCUUUUGGCCCAGACGAAAUGGGCCCUAACAUACUACAAGAUGACACAUUAGCCGAGGUAAGCCGAGUCAAAUGCUUGUCCUACCCUCCUCUCGUUCACUAUUUCAUCAGAGGCGCUCGAUGUCUUACUACACAAGUUCUGAUGGGAUGGUUGCCGCGCGUACAAGCACACAGCAGUCCCCUCAGACUUCCAACCCUGGCUUGAAAGCUUACCAGCUUGCGAAUGGUACCUAAUGUUUUCGGCAGGUGGAUAAAUCGCUGCUAAGAAGUGUGCGAGAGACGAUCCGUCAAGGCUUUAGCUGGGCAACUCGGGAAGGCCCGCUAUGUGAAGAGCGUAAGUCAACCCCCAUUUCAUCAUAUCAUCAUGUCUUACCGCUUCUCUAUCUCUGGCUCUCCCCACGUUCUAGAUGAGGUACACACACAUCCACUGAAACCCUUCCCUCUCUGUGGAUUGGUCUCCGAACGUGGUCAAGGCCUCGAACAGAUCUGCAGUAUCACCCCCGAGUGACCCCGUCUUGGGUUUUGUUCUCAGCACAGGCAUGCCGAGGAAUCCGGUUAUGAGGCAAGAGUAUAGCCUUCCUUCUUCAGGGGUGCUCAAGAGGGGACAACGCGUGCCAUACUGGUGAGCGGGUAGGGAGG